AUGUACUUCAACGCUGUUUCCGUCGCCGUGUUCGCGCUCCUGUCGCUGGCCGGGGCCAAGGCUGACGACGAAAUCUCGACUGCUGGUCUUGUGGUCGACGACAAGCAGGUAGCCAGCUACUGUGGCGUCCCGGUCAAACCGGAGUACAAGGAGGUCGAGUUCGUUUGCUUUACGUACAAGGGCGACAUCCAGAAGGCGAUGACCAACCCGAACCGACUCAAGGGUUUCGUCAACAAGGCAGGCAAUGCCUUUGUCGUGCUGGGCCAGAGCGGAGCUCAGUCCUUCUCGAUCGCCGGCAUGCAUGUUAUUCUUCACCCCGUCGACACGCCGUACUGUCGCAAAGUCGAAGCGUCGAGCGCAGGCGAGAACCAGGGAUACACGGCCACUGCGCAAAAGUGCCCGGGUAACGUUCCAUUCGACCUCUCAGACCACCUCAGCGAUGUUCCUCCUGGGGCUGGAGGUCCUGGGGCUGGAGGUCCUGGGGAUGGAGACCCUGGAGCUGGAGGCCCCUAA
Molecule: messenger RNA, 513 nt
Organism: Moesziomyces antarcticus
Lineage: Eukaryota; Fungi; Basidiomycota; Ustilaginomycetes; Ustilaginales; Ustilaginaceae
Exons: 2
Coding region: 1-513 (170 amino acids)
Source: RefSeq, a predicted model, not a curated record